Messenger RNA from Drosophila persimilis, 815 nucleotides. RefSeq lists its product as uncharacterized. The transcript has 2 exons. NCBI's taxonomy places the organism in Eukaryota, Metazoa, Arthropoda, Insecta, Diptera, Drosophilidae. The coding region runs from base 37 to 720 and encodes 227 amino acids. The record is from RefSeq and is a predicted model, not a curated record.
AAAACAGUCUUCAAUAUCUUCCUCAACCGGAUAGUUAUGGGGUCUGGGCAACUUAGCUUGGGUUGCCUGCUGCUGAUUGUGAGCUUCACUGUCCACACAGUUUCAGGAGCGGUCUGCAAGAAUACCCAAAUUCUGACUGAGAACAAAGGCUGCGUUGAUCGCGAGGGCUACUUGGAGCGCGUCCUACUGCGCACCUGGGUCGCCGAGGAUCUCGAUGAUGCCAAGAAAGACGCUGGGAUAGGGAAACACGUUCGCUGCAAUGCGGACGAGAUUUUGACGGCUACUGGGUGCAGCCAGCAGACGGAGGCCCCGCGUCAAGCAGAGAGCUUCCGGGUCCCGGCUUCCCACAGCAAACUACAAGGCGAUCAAGUGGUCAAGUCGGAUAGCUUUGUGGGUGGUGGUGGAGGUGGAGGCGGCGGUGGCGCCUCUCACGUCAGUGCCCCGGCGCCACAACCGGCGCUGGCCCCGCGCACCGACCAGAUCCAGGGCAGGACUCAGAUGGGUCGGCCAAAGGUCAUAGGUCACAAUCGGCCGCGUAAAUUUGUCAUCCUGCCGGGCAGACAGCUUGAGUCUGGACGAAAAUGUCGCCCCUACGAGGUCCACGCCAAAGACAAUCGCUGUGUGCGCAAGGCUCCCCGCAAACCGACUCCCAUCUACAGGCACAAGGACCAUAGGUACGGACUACAGCUGCGACAUCGUCAUCGAAGCAAAUCGGGCUGAAAAUAGGAAAAAAUAAUCAGUUUGAUGGAAUAGGCCACGUAUUGCAUUAAAUAUAUUGUCUCUUGAGCCCCAACCCCUUCUGAGAGCCAUAUUGA